GUAAAAUCGAUUGUUAAUGGAAUAUUUCGGAUUUGUAGCAAUCGGACCCCAAUCUGUUGCGAUCCUUAUCACUUACAAAUUUCCAGCUCGAAUUGUGACCAUAACCGGAUAAUAACAAUUUAUUUAUUGGCUGCCAGUUUGGCUUUUUAAUUUAACCUUUUUGUUGUGUAUUUUGCUAUCGUUUUGUAAAGAUUAUCUUGACAAUCGGCAAGUGUCCAAAUAAGGCAAAACGACGCAUUUAAAAUGUUUUUUCUAAACGGUUUUCAAUUUUUUUUUUUUUUUUUGGAUUAGCCUUUAAAUGAUUGGAGAGAAGUCACGAUUUUUCAGUUGACUUGUCCUUAAGAUGGCUGAUAGAUUAAUAUGAAGCAUAAGCUUCAUACAAAGUGAAAUGAAAAUAUUUACAAUGAAUAUUUAUAUUUUAAAAGGAGAAGGAGAUUUCAAAGUUAAGCUAAAAUAAAAGUCAUAACGUAACCUUCUCUGUUGAAUUCGAACAUUUUUUAACAGUAUAAUUUAGUAAUAAGCAGUCGUGAUGGAUCAUUAUCUAUAUAUCUUUAUUUGAGUUCAAAUUAUGUGUUUGUCUUGGCGUUGUAAUUGCACACUACAAAAUACUUUGUGGCUGAAAAGAGCUGAAUUGAUUAAUGUUUAAUAUUUCCCUUUUAAAACCUGAGUUUUGUAAUAAUCAAACAAAUACAAGAUCACAGGAAGGCUUCGACUUAGCAAUCUUUCCCGCAGUCGAGUGCUUGUUUGUCUCCCCCGAUUAAUAACCAAUAACCAACUGAAAUGGAGGAGUACAGCCGUGAGCCUUGUCCCUUUCGCAUCAUCGAGGACUGCGGUGGAGCCUUCACCAUGGGCGCCCUGGGCGGGGCUGCCUUCCAGGCGAUCAAGGGCUUCCGCAACGCCCCCUGCGGUCUAAAUCGCCGACUGAGAGGGGGCUUUGCGGCGGUGAGGGCUCGAUCCGGCCUGGUGGGCGGGAACUUUGCGGUGUGGGGCGCCUGUUUUAGCGCUAUAGAUUGCACCCUGGUCUACUGUCGCAGGAAGGAGGACCCGUGGAACGCGAUCAUUAGUGGGGCGGCCACCGGAGGAAUUUUGGCGGCUCGUACGGGAUUAACCUCGAUGCUCAGCAGUGCCGUGGUGGGCGGAAUUCUUUUGGCCUUGAUCGAGGGCGUGGGCAUUGCAGUGUCCCACUAUUCCGCGGAUUCCUACCGCCAGGUGUCGCCCGUGGAGAGGCAGGCGAUCUACAAGCAUCAGCAUUUACAGCAACAUUCGCGUUUUUCUCCGUUUAGUACAGAUUAUACAGAGGCUAAUCCGCCGUAGAAAUCUUCACUGCGUCAUCGCGCAGUCGUCGCCAUCCAUUCGCGAUCAUCCGCUGGAUCGACUAUUGCAUACCAAUUCAAUACAAGAUUACUUUGAUUGUUCAACGAUAACGCCUCCAAAUCUUAGGUCUGGCGGCAUUCCGAUUCCGAUUUCAAUUUAAAUUCAAUUGUCGUAUAUUGCUAGUUUUAGAAUCAUAAAUAUAUUUUCCUUCUC
This is a messenger RNA of Drosophila elegans, 1527 nucleotides long. RefSeq names its product probable mitochondrial import inner membrane translocase subunit Tim17 1 (gene Tim17b1). NCBI's taxonomy places the organism in Eukaryota, Metazoa, Arthropoda, Insecta, Diptera, Drosophilidae. Gene Ontology annotation, biological process: protein import into mitochondrial matrix. Gene Ontology annotation, cellular component: TIM23 mitochondrial import inner membrane translocase complex; mitochondrial inner membrane. The record is from RefSeq and is a predicted model, not a curated record. The transcript is spliced from 3 exons. Bases 781 to 1314 code for a protein of 177 amino acids. Gene Ontology annotation, molecular function: transmembrane protein transporter activity.